Orussus abietinus is the source of this 6242-nucleotide messenger RNA. RefSeq lists its product as uncharacterized. The record is from RefSeq and is a predicted model, not a curated record. Lineage: Eukaryota; Metazoa; Arthropoda; Insecta; Hymenoptera; Orussidae. Gene Ontology annotation, molecular function: protein binding. Bases 2287 to 6117 code for a protein of 1276 amino acids. The transcript has 11 exons.
CUGCAGCGGGGACGCUUGCUCCCGGACGCUCUAGAUGCACUCUGCGAACCCUCGCUCCCUGAAUCGCCCUCUUGCACGGUUUCCCGCUGCUCCCGUACUUCGGCCUGGUUUUUCCUCGCUCGAUUAUCGCUGGUCUUCGUUCAUCGUUUCGAUUGCGCACGUCCUUCUUGCGAUCGGCUCUUAGCUUUCCAUGGGCGCUUUUAAAGAGCUGGACCGAACGGAUCGACGGAUGAGUCCAAGUUCACGUCGUUUGGUUUUAAUAACCGGAGUCCUGAAUGUUAGCUAUGAAUAUUAAGCUGCAUCUUGUACGUAUCGGAGGGUUCGAUGGAAUAGGUUCUAGCUUCGUGGUACCGUGGGUCGAUGUGGAAACGGGUUUCGUAUUUUCUUGUGUCCAAAGAAGAGGAUCGGAGAUUCAUUUGAUAGAUGUCGAAUCGUCGUGACUCGAUCUAUGGUACAUGUCCAAGGAAAUUCUUGUCUGUGAGCUCGUAUUUAUUGGAGCAUGUAUUCGGAUCUUGCCAUUUUUAUGGAAUGCACCUGAGAUAUUUUAUUCGAUAGACAUGAACAUUCGGUCUAGUUCGCAUCGUGCACCGUUCCUUGACUGUUAGGUUUUUUUAUAGACUCUACUCGAUCAAAGAAUGCAUGAGAUUUCACAACUCCGACGACAUACUAAUUUUAAGUUUGAAGCUCCCUCCUUCCGAGCACGCUAGAUAUGUGUCACGAUCGACAUUUAUAUCUUGCGCAAGUAGACGAGCAAUUUUGUUUUCUACUUAAUCUCCCCACCUUGACCGUCGACAAAUAUUUGUCGUCGAGUCAUAUCAGAUUUUGGUUUCCAUUGGUAUACGUAUCGUUUAAAAUUUAACACAUUUGUAUAAACUGUUUUUCCAGUGAUUUUUUGUCUUUGGUUGUUUUGGUAUUGAUUGGAAACGACAAGGUAUAGGCAAUCAUUUGGGACAGUCCACUUUAUCAUUCCAGAAGUCCUUGAAUUCUUUGCGAACUGUAUAUCAAUCUGAAAUAAUCGCAAUCGAUAAUAAAGUCCUCUUCGAACGGACAUAUAAAUAUAUACAGUUAACGGACCGUGUGAUGCGAUGGUCAAACCGUCCAAUAAAAUUACAUAAGAUACAAUUGCCGUUAAAAAGUAUAAACACUAUUAUCGACCGACUAACCCUAUACAUUAAAUCUUUCCAAACCUCCUUGUCGUGUUUGUGACGGGCAUAUGUUGACCUUAUUUACUAAGAAUAGCAUAUUUCUGCUAGCCGCUUAGAGAGAAAAACUGAUUUGUGUCAAAAUUAUUAAUAGCAUUCCUGCAAUCUUGCCAAGAGGUUUUUGCGGACAUUUACGCUCAUUAGUAAGCUUCGGCAGAUUAAUUCGCUUCCACCCUGGUGCAUUUUCAAUGCGAUUAUACACAAUCUUUGACAUUCAGCUUCUCGCGUCGCGUGCACCUGCAAUUGUCAACAUUACGAGUUUAUAAAUAAGAGUAAUCCGCAGACGGAAAUACUGGGAGGAAUCUGUAGUUUUAAAAGUACUCGCCGAUACUAGAUUUUACAGGAUUCAUCGCGUCAGACUAUGCAUGUAAAUAUAUAAGCCACUGCGUGGUUAAACGAGUGUUUCAUCUGUGUAAACUAUAUACAUAUAGAAGUAUGUAUAUAUAUUUUUUCACUUUUAAAGAUUAUAGGAGGUAAAAAUAAAGACGACUAUUUUUCCCAUUGUGAUCGAAUCGGCAGUUAGUCAAUUAACACGUUUAUUCCGAACGGAGAAAAUGCCAUAAGGUGCACGAGGUACGGUGUUCCUAAAGUCGGGAAAGGCGAGUAGACCGCUCGGUGUCGAGUCCCCAGGAUAUCCUAAUCGGUGAAUAACUUAUCAUCGAAGCACUUCGGGUGACUUCGAGUCUAGAGACAUAUCGCUAGCUGUUCCCCCAGCUGCUCGGAUCAUUCGAUAAACACGUCUGACCUCUCUUAUCGGUGAUCCUAAUUUGAUUGAUGAAAUAACAAAAUAGUAAACAUCCAGAGCUUGCUGGGAAAGAGAGGUUAUACGCGUACUCUUGCAGGCCUUGUUACGUAUGUAUAUACACAUUCGAAAUUACAGUCCAGCAGAGACGCCGCAGAGAUUCAAUGAUUUCUUUAACUCGGUGCCCAUUUAAAACGAGAUAAGCAGGUAAUCGUAGGUAUCGUAGAAAGACUGGAUGGCUGAAAUGUGAUGAAAGGGUUAAUAUGCUCGGGGUGCAGGGAAGGAUGAUAGAAGAUACGGAUUGUCGGAGCUAAGAAUGUGAACUCCGAAGAGUUGAUCUCGAUGUACAAGAAUUCCUGUAUGCGGCACGAAACCGACCCUCUGGAAUGUGUUGUGUCUCAGCUCAAGAAAUUGGAUAUAACCGAUGAGCGCCAUGGAGAACUAUGUCUGAAAGGACAGCAUUUGGGACAGAACGAUUGCGAACCACUGGAGGAAAUUUUUAAAAGAAUACAGUUCGAUAAGAUUGACUUGGAAGGGACAUCUUUAGAUGACGAGAGCUGCAUAACACUGUUUGAUUUGUUUGAAUAUUACCAGUCGGCGAAGCAUCUGAGUAUUUCGAACAACAAAAACAUUGGCAUUCGUGGAUGGCAAGCGUGUUCCUCUAUGAUCAAAAGGACCGAAUGUCUCGAGCAGCUCGAAGCCAGCAACAUGAUUCUCGAUGAAAAGCCCAUGAACCUUUUAAACCGAGCACUGAGGCUCGCGUCUCAUUUACAAAUCCUUAAAUUAGAGAAUUGUGAACUCAGCGGAAGGUCCAUCGUAAUACUAGUUACAGCUUUGAAGCUAAGCACGGGGCUAAAGGAACUCUAUCUCGCAGAUAAUGGUCUCAUGGCACACGAUGCCAUGCAGCUCGCAUCGCUCCUAAGGAUUAAUCACCACCUACAGCUGCUCGACAUCAGUAAUAACAACAUCGAGGAUCUCGGAGCCGAGCAUUUGAUCGGUGGGUUCAUCGAUCAGCCAGCUGACGGUAAAGAUGGCAAGGGAUUGUGUAUUCUCAUAUUGUGGAACAACCACCUUACAAAGGCGUCGGCGAGACAUUUCUCUCGAGUCUUAACCCGGUCGAAGACCCUGGGGACUUUGAACGUGGGACAGAACGUGCUGACCGACGAGAUGAUGUUCACGAUUAAGGAGUCGCUGCAGAACAACAGGAUCCUCCUGCAACUGGGGAUGCAGGCGACCGGGCUGACUUGUCAAGGGGUCAUCGCGCUGGCUGAAAUCAUCGGAGCCAAUAGAAUUUUACAGAGAAUAGAUUUGCGGGACAACGUGAUACAGAUGACCGGGCUGUCGGCACUCGCGGCAGCCAUGAAGACGAACCGGAGCGUCACGCAGCUGGACCUGGACGACAAGCCACGCACAAAAAUCGACGCGAGCCUGCACCAGUACAUGGACAUGGUGGCCGAGAUCCGGGGCUACUGCUUGCGCAACGAGGAGUCCAGCUCCGCGGACGAGAGCGUCGAGGAGUCGGAGAGCCAGCAGGAGGAGCAGCAGCAGCGCAGCCGACUGUCGAGCGCGAGUUCCCGUAAGAUCUCGCUGACCUGUCAGACCCUGCCGCAAUCGUCUCCUCCGUCCGUCCCACCCCAGGUCGCCGGCGAGGGGCCGGCCGGGAGGUCGACGCUGGAGCCGAAGCGCGCCGGAGGGGGCCGGCUGCGCUCCCCGGCCCCGAGUCCGAUCCCCUCGCCGGUGGCGAGCCCGAUCCCGAGCCCGUCCCGCGGUAGGUUCCUCGUGUCCCGGGUGCCGGAGGCGUCCUUGGGCUCGGGCAACUCCUCGGCCUCGUCCUCCUUGGGCUCCUCGCCGACCCGAUUCUUCCCCUCUUCGCGGUUCCGCGUGACCGUGGUCGAGGCCGUCGAGUCCGAGCCCGAGCCCGAACCCAGGCCAGUGGUCGCCUCUGCCGGGGCCAACGUCACCGUCGGUUUCGACUUCGACCCCGAGCCGGCCGACCCGGGGGCCGUCCUCGUGCCGGAGUUGGCGGUGGAACCAGGCAUGCCGGGCCCUGGGGGGAGCGAGGAGCCCGCUCCCGGUCGCGGGGUGGAGAACGGGGUCGUCUCCGUGAGGGAGGUCACCGUCAGCGUCAGGAAGACCGGGAACCGCUGCGCCAUCCUGGGCAUCACCGAGGUCGAGGGAUCCGGAGAGAAGACGGAGAAAAAAGCAUCCGAUGGACUUGGGGGUGGCACUCGGGAAGGACCUCCCACGGCAGGAGACGGAGCGGUACGGCUGGAUGCGGAAGUACGCGGAGGAGCGGCUCUGAAAUCCGCAGCGGACGAGGCCAGAGGACAGCCGGCCACCGUGGCGAACGAUUCAUCCAGGAAGACUUCGACGGUGCACCGGCAAGCGUCCGGCCUGGAGAGGCUUCUCGGGCUCUUCCAGAACCCGGGAAACCUGUUCUCGGGUGCCUCGACCCAGGAGAAAACGGAUUCGAGGAACAACCCCCAGGCCGGCGCCUGCGGCACCACCGUCGCCCUAGGGGAUAGGUUUCAGCAGUACCUAAGGGAGGGCAGAGCCGCGGCCUGCGGCAGACCGUCCUCGGGGGAGCGCACUCCUCAACACCUUCUGCAGCGGUCGGCCUCGGAUGCCCCCAGACCCGCGGAGAAAUUCGACCCGGUCAAGUCGAUCAGCGUGCCCCAGUUCUCGAGCAUCCAGGCCUUGACGAGCGUCUUUGCGGCGUGCAAGCUGGACACGAUCUCGAAGCACCUGGACAGCCGACACUCGGCGGAGGAACACUUGGAGAGGGCUUCGUGCGUCGCGGGAUGUCGGCCGGGCGAGGCGGGCUGCGGAGACGGCGACGCGACCUCGGUCAAGUCGGCGUGGUCCCGAGGGAUGCGGCUCUUGGAGAACGGGGGACUCCGGGGUGGAGAGGAGCGCGCGAUCGGCAUGGACCUCGUCCAGGAUAACCCGAGCACCGUGGACAGACCGACUACGACGGCGGGGGCGCAGGAGCCCAAGUCGAGUCUCUGCGCCUUCAAGCUGACGGACAUCCCGGAGUACUUGGUCCUGGAGGUCGGCGGGAACCCGGCCACCGCGGGCGCAACGUCCUGUGAUAUCGAGGCGACGGACAGUAUUAAUCCAACUAGUGAUAAGGACUCUUCGAGUCGUAGUUUACCCGGAGACGCGAGGACCACGCGUUGCGGGCGUAGUCCGGGGGUCCGGGAGGCCGACCGUGGCCUCGCAGCGCGCGGAGCCCCCGACGUUCCGGGGCCGCGGCCGAGCCUCGUUGCGGAGGACCCCGACCCUUGCCAGGCGUCCCGCCUAGCGGUGCACGACCAGUGCCCUCGCCCCGCCAGCGGGCGCGGCGAGGACCGGAAAAGUACAACCCUAGAUGAAGAUUUACCAGUGGUAGCAUUAGCCGAUAUACCUACGAUAGACCUAAGAGAAACGACCGCGGCAGCUCGAUUCGACCCUAUCGACGAGUCGCCGAAUUCUCGUGGCCAGGGCCUCCGGGAGACGAGGCCCAGCGACGACGGCGACGACGCUUCGCCGGGGAGCCGGACGCGCCGGGGGCUCCCGGUGGAAAUCGAGGUCGAGAACUCCGAGAAGACCUCCGAGCUCGACAAAUCCGAUCAGGACGACCUGAUUUUCAAUAUGACGGACAUCUCCAUGGACGCGGCUUUCCCCCUGGACGAGGCUGCCGCCCUCGGGACCGAUCCUGGUCGCGUCGAGGUCCCUGAGUCCCCGGAAACCGUCUUCGGGGAACGAGCGCGCCAGCGGCAGGCUUCUAGGUCGCCGACUAGUCUCUUCAUCGAGAAGUCCAGAAACGUUCACAGAAACAGCCACGAUUCCGGCAUCGAGGAGGCCGGGGCCUCCAUGAGCGACGAGUACGUCGCCGAGAACGUCGCCCAGCCCAGGGAGAGCUUCCAGGAGAGCGUCGACUCCGGCAUCGACUCCGAGUGCUCCUCGGUCUCCGCCAAGGCCGACUCCGUCCAGGACAUCUCGAGGGACCGGCUCAUCGGCGCAGACCCGGAGGUCGACCUCGGCGAUGUCGCUAUCGACGAGCGAGCCGGCUGCUGUACCCUGGCCAGGACGACCACGGCGACCACCUGCGAGUGCGGGGAUCGAGCUCGCGUCGAGGUCGCCAGGAUCACCGAACCCGCCUCGAUUGCCCGCUCAUCGAGUCCCGAAUGACGAGACCCCGGACUCCUCGGGCGAAGAGGACGACGAGGACGAGAACGCCGAGGCGGGGUCUAGCGACGAGGACGAGGAGGGUUUCGAGCUGGAAGACCUCGAAGAGGACGAGGACGACAUCACCG